Messenger RNA from Arabidopsis arenosa, 2602 nucleotides. NCBI's taxonomy places the organism in Eukaryota, Viridiplantae, Streptophyta, Magnoliopsida, Brassicales, Brassicaceae. The record is from the annotation of a GenBank genome assembly.
GCUUUUGAGAUUUUUCCAGAAAUCAAUCUUUCGAGAGUUUUCAAUUGAGACAUGGAGGUUUCGUCUUCACUCAAGCUCUCAUCGUCGUUAUCUCCUUCCAUUAUCAACCUUCAGGGUUCUUCAUCAAGUAUUGAUGUAAAAUUCUCUAAGUACACUUCACUUCCUAAACCGUUUCUUCAACUUGAUGAUAAAAGCCGACGUCUUCGUGACCAACAAGCUUCACAUUCUCUUAAUCUAAGGUCACAUAGAAAACGGGUCACUGCGAAAUCAGGUUCUCAAGGUUGGGACUUUGGUAGAUUCAUCAAAACAUUGUACUUUUUUAACGGAGCACCAUCUCCUCUAAAGUUUGUUUCAUCGGUGUUUGAGAAACUUACUAACGGAUCAACGGAGGAACCAGUUACUGAAAUGGGAACUUCUGGAAUCAUACUUGUGGCUGGAGCUACUGGUGGUGUAGGAAGAAGGGUUGUUGAUAUCUUGAGGAAGAGAGGGUUGCCUGUUAAAGCAUUGGUUAGAAACGAAGAGAAGGCUCGGAAGAUGUUAGGACCGGACAUUGACUUGAUUGUUGCAGAUAUUACAAAGGAGAAUACAUUGGUUCCUGAAAAGUUCAAAGGAGUGAGGAAAGUGAUCAAUGCUGUUUCUGUUAUUGUCGGUCCAAAGGAAGGAGAUACACCUGAGAGACAAAAAUACAAUCAGGGAGUCAGAUUCUUCGAGCCAGAGAUAAAAGGCGACUCUCCCGAGUUAGUGGAAUAUAUCGGAAUGAAGAACUUAAUCAAUGCUGUUAGAGAUGGUGUUGGACUUGAGAAUGGGAAGCUCCUUUUCGGCGUCGGGGAUAACACAUUUAAAGAUCUACCUUGGGGAGCCUUGGAUGAUGUUGUAAUGGGAGGUGUCAGCGAAAGUAACUUCCUAGUAGAUCUAACCGCUGGUGAAAACGGUGGACCUACCGGAAUUUUCAAAGGAAUUGUUUCAACAACAAAUAAUGGCGGAUUUACAAGUGUCCGAACCAAGAACUUUCCCGAGGCGGAGAAUGUCUCUGCAUAUGAUGGUCUAGAGCUAAGACUAAAAGGUGAUGGACUCCGUUACAAACUAAUCGUCCGGACAAGCCAAGAUUGGGAUACUGUUGGUUACACCGCUAGUUUUGACACUUCACCAGGCCAAUGGCAAUCUGUACGUUUACCAUUCUCGUCCUUAAGACCUGUAUUUCGCGCACGUACAGUGACAGAUGCACCGCCUUUUAAUGCUAGCAGUAUCAUUUCACUACAGCUUAUGUUUAGCAAAUUUGAGUAUGACGGUAAGCUUAACCCGACUUUCAAAGAAGGACCUUUCGAGCUUCCUUUAUCGAGCAUUCGAGCUUAUAUCCAAGAACCCGUCACUCCAAGGUUUGUUCAUGUUGGCUCUGCGGGAGUAACCCGACCAGAGAGACCCGGUUUGGAUCUAAGCAAACAACCUCCGGCUGUGAGAUUAAACAAAGAGCUUGAUUUCAUUCUCACUUACAAGUUAAAGGGAGAGGAUCUGAUACGCCAAAGCGGGAUUCCAUUUGCGAUUGUACGGCCAUGUGCUUUAACAGAAGAGCCUGCUGGAGCUGAUCUCAUUUUCGAACAAGGAGACAACAUUACGGGGAAGGUAUCAAGAGACGAAGUAGCGCGUAUAUGCAUCGCUGCUUUAGAAAGCCCGUAUGCUCUAGACAAGACAUUCGAGGUUAAAAGUACGGUUCCGUUUAGUGAGCCUUUCACGGUAGAUCCUGAGAAUCCUCCACCGGAGAAAGACUACAAUGAGUAUUUCAAGAAUCUGAAAGAUGGAAUCACCGGUGUUGGAAAGUCCAAUUUGCUUUCUCGAUUCACCAGGAAUGAGUUUAGUCUCGAGUCUAAAUCAACGAUCGGGGUUGAGUUCGCGACUCGUAGCUUGAAUGUUCAUGAAAAAGUUAUCAAAGCCCAGAUUUGGGAUACUGCUGGUCAAGAAAGAUACCGAGCAAUCACUAGUGCUUACUACAGAGGAGCUGUUGGGGCGCUUCUUGUCUACGAUGUAACCCGACACUCAACAUUCGAAAACGUUGAGAGAUGGCUAAGGGAACUCCGUGACCAUACUGACCCAAACAUAGUUGUGAUGCUUGUGGGAAACAAAUCAGAUCUUCGCCAUCUUGUGGCAGUCCAAACCGAAGAUGCAAAAUCUUUUGCAGAGAAUGAAUCACUCUACUUCAUGGAAACCUCAGCUCUUGAAACUACUAAUGUUGAGAACGCGUUUUCUGAAGUACUCACUCAGAUUUACCAUGUUGUGAGCAAGAAAGCAAUGGAGGCUGGUCAAGAUUCGGCUAAUGUUCCUUCGAAAGGAGAAAAGAUCGAUGUUGAUGUCUCCGCUGUGAAGAAAACCGGUUGCUGCUCCAACUAAAAGACUACAGAUCGAGGGAUUUGGUCUUGAAGCUGAAAUCAGUUUUAAAAUUUUACUUUCAAAUUUUUUUUGAAGAUGUUUGCUUUUUUUAGGAAACAAUUUAUGUUAUGCUUUUGAUUUGCUUGUUUGAAAAUUGCUUAGCUUUGGUCUGAUUCUGUACCGGUUAAGAGAUAUUUGCGGAUUGAACAGAAAAGAAGCUGAACAAACCACAGACCAAAAC